AUGCAAAUCGAAGGGCGUCUCGGUAUUACAACACUUGGUGAAGAAAAAUGUACUAAAGUUUUAUAUAAUCCACUGCUUGAAGAACCUUAUCAAGGAUAUUUUCGCGAGCAAAUUGGAAUUUUAUCAAGUUUAGUUCACCCUGCAUUGCUAAAAUCCGAAAUCAGAGAUUACAACCCACAGACAGGCUUUUCUUUUAUUACAGAUAGAGCAAAAUUAACGUUAGAAGAUUUAAUUGCCGGAAAAGAUCCUUCUUUAUUCACAAAUCAUAAUAAAAUGUUCAUCCUCAUUACAGUAGCUCAUGCCAUGGCGUAUUUGCAUAGGAAUUGCGUUCUUCAUGGAAACUUACAUCCAAGAAAUGUAGUUUUUGACAAUAACCUGAGAGUUAAACUUAUAGAUUACGGUCUUAACUCAUUCGCCAAAAAGACUCCAGCACAGGUUGAUGCCGAAAAUGGCAGAGCGACGCCAUUUCUUGCUCCAGAGCUGAUUAACCAAACAGUAUUCGAUGCAUCGUCAGAUGUAUUUGCGUUUGGCACUCUUAUGUACCAAGUUCUUUACAGAGAAAGUAACUGGAUGUAUGAUAAUCCAUAUAAACUUGCUCUAAUCAUCGGCGGAAGCUUUAGUGUUACAUUCCCACAGAAGACUAUAUUCAAGGAUUGCGAAUCUCUCAUCAGAGCUUGCUGGAAUCCAAAACUUUCCCUGAGACCUACAUUUGACACAAUUGUCAACACUUUACACAAAUCCAUGCAGGAAGUUAGCAAUGUUAACGUCAAUGCUAUCAUGAAGGAGCUCCAUUUCUUCAAUUCAAACAUCAGAGACUUAGUUCCUCCAACUGCUCCGAAAUUCUUUGCGCAAAUGACAUUCGCUGCUAUAGGCGGCUGGCCUAUUGGCAUGAAGGACUACGCGAAUGUUUGGCUCAAAGGCAAGCAUUUCGCUCCAAAUAUUCCGAAAGGGUUAUAUUAUCUGAAAAAAGCUGCCAGAGCGGGCAAUGGUAAAGCAUGCGAGAUGCUCGGAUUAUUCUACGAACAGGGAAGACACGUAGAACAAGAUCUGAUGGAAGCUUACGAUUUAUUCGAAAUCGCUUCUCAGUAUCCUGACUGUACAUUCUCAGCUUACAAGUUCGCUUACUUCCUGAUCAAUGGUAUCGGCGGUUUAAAGGACCAAAACCGUGGUUUUACCGUUUGCAAACAAGGAGCAGAUAAUAAAAAUUAUAAUAACCUUGAUUGCAUUAAUUACCUCGGCGAAUUAUACGAAUACGGGUAUGGAACAGCCAAAGAUAUCAAGAAAGCCAAGGAAUAUUACAAACUAGCAGCAAAAUCUAAUUUUCCGAAAGCAUUGUACAACAUCGCAAGGACAAUGGAAGAAGAUCCUAAGUCAAGGAAGAAGGACAUCAAGCCUGCAUACGAAAAGGCUGCAAACGCGGGUUCUCCGGAAGCAAUGAACAGAUUAGGUGAAAUGAACAUGGAAGACAAGAAGAACGGAAGCCCAGACAAAGCAGUCGGAUACUUUACAGAAGCUGCUUCUAAAGGAUGCUUGAAAGCAAACUAUAACAUGGCUCUUUACUUGUAUUCUAUUGGAAACGACAAAGUGGCAACGGAUUACAUGGAAAAUGCAGCUAGAGGUGGAUUGGCUGAAGCUGUCCAAUAUUUGAAGAAUACUCCUCAUUAA
Molecule: messenger RNA, 1665 nt
Organism: Trichomonas vaginalis G3
Lineage: Eukaryota; Parabasalia; Trichomonadida; Trichomonadidae
Product: ERAD pathway
Exons: 1
Coding region: 1-1665 (554 amino acids)
Biological process (GO): ERAD pathway; protein phosphorylation
Cellular component (GO): endoplasmic reticulum membrane
Molecular function (GO): protein kinase activity; ATP binding; protein binding
Source: RefSeq, a predicted model, not a curated record